This is a messenger RNA of Phytophthora nicotianae INRA-310, 788 nucleotides long. RefSeq lists its product as hypothetical. The record is from RefSeq and is a predicted model, not a curated record. The transcript has 4 exons. The coding region runs from base 31 to 396 and encodes 121 amino acids. Lineage: Eukaryota; Oomycota; Peronosporomycetes; Peronosporales; Peronosporaceae. Gene Ontology annotation, molecular function: RNA binding.
CUUAAAUUUGCACCACGGCAUUUGCCUUCGAUGAUGAACAAGACAGACAAGCGCGCUCUGUAUGUUGGCGGUCUGGACAACCAGGUGACGGAGCAGGGGUUGUACACGGCUUUCGUGCCAUUCGGACCUAUCAAGAGUGUGCAGAUCCCCUUAGACUACCACACGCAAAGAGGAAAAGGCUUUGGGUUUGUGGAGUUUGAGGACGAGGCGGAUGCUAGAGCAGCUAUUGACAAUAUGGACGAGUCGGAGCUUUUUGGAAGGACUCUGCGAGUCACUAUAGCUAAGCCAGACCGACCGAAACUUGGAUCCGACAAACCAGUGUGGGCGGAAGCGGACGAAUCUAUGGAUGCCGAAGAUCCCGUCGAGGGCGGGGAUAGCGGUAAAACACAGGUAUAACGGUACACUGAAUCAAUCGUGUUGAAUUCAAUGAUGUCUUCCGCGUUGUUGCUGUCGUCGUCCGCAUUAUGGAGGCAUCAAAGUGGAUUUUAGCAAAUUUUACAGCGGAAUGUAACUGUGAGAAGUGAUGGAGGGUGUCGUGCUGAUUGUCACUGCAGUUCGGGACGAUAACAAGCAUGAGACCAUCUUCCAGACGAAACAGGCCCAUAUCAUUCUCGAAACCAUCCAUUACAACAGCAUUCGCUGCCGAUAAGUUAUAUACUCUCGUUACUACUGCGAUCUCUGUUUAACACCGAGGCAAAUGCACUCACCUGCUAAAGUAAGUGGAGGAGCUUAUAACCAUAAUACGGCAGAAAACGAUUUUAGUGAUUGGCAUGUGACAUUGUACGCUU